UGUUCCUAUCAGUAUUUAUCAUUUUCUUUGUAGAUAAUGGAAUUUAACCCGUUAUAUUUGAAAUACUUGUUCCUUGCACAAUGCUUCUGUGUUUCUCUUGGAAUAAUUGAGGGUGGCACAAAAUUUACCAGGAAGAAUCAACCAGUAACUUUUGAAUGUCCUGUUGAAAAGCAAAACUUUAAACACUGGCAAAUUGAUGGAACAGUCAUUAACAGAAUUUAUAAUACUUUAAGCAUUAAAGCAAAUGUGUUUCCUAACAAUGUCAGCAUCAUAAACAUCACACUUCUUGAAAAUAAUGAGCAAGCAAUUGUUUGUGAAAUCACCACUGAUAAGAUAAGAUUUUAUGCAAGACCAUUAUUCAAUGACAGUGGGAAUCUUUACCCAAGUUUUGAAACACCAAAUGCCAUAAAGGAUAAAAAAUUCACAUUGAAAUGCAAAGUUGGUGGUGAUACAAGAUAUUGGUAUACUAGAAAUGGAACAAUUAUUGCUAAAUACGGUGGAACAGUCGACCAAAAUAAACAUCCUAAAUAUUUUGGUAGCCGUCAAGAAACUAGUUGCCAAGAGAAAAUCUGCACAUUGAGUAUAACCAGCAUUAGUUUAGAUGAAGACAACAUGAGCAUUAUUUGCAGUUCUGGUCUCCAUGGAAGCAUGUUCAAUAUUACAGUAUUUGUUUUACCAAAAUCAGUCACAAUCAAGAAUAUUUCUAACACAGUUCCUGUGGAAAAUCAGAACAAAAGUUAUGAAUGCCUUAUUAAAGACACCAAACCUGAAUAUUCAGUCUAUUGGUUGAUUACUAAGAAUGAUGGAACACAAAAAAAUGCCACAAAGUAUAUUUCAAACAAGUCAAGCAAAUCAGGAAAGCUGAGCACUUUAUCAUCAGAACUGACAUUAACCCUUAAUAAGAAUUUUAAGGAAUUACAGUGUGUUGCAUAUUUUCCGGGUAAAAGUGAAUUUGUUAACCAUUCAAAGGAACUCGAUUUGCAUAUAAAAUAUUCUCCAGAAGACAGUAUGAUACUAGAUGUUUCUGGAGGAAAAGUAUGUGUUGAUACUCCAACCAAAUUCCGCUGCAGUUGGAAAGGUGGUAAUCCAUCAGCAAGUGUAACCCUGGAGUAUGAAAAAUACUCAAAUACUAGUAAAGAAGAAGUUGAAAUUAAUGUAAUACCUUCCAAAUCUCAUCAAACAGUCAAGUGUCGAGGCAUUCAUAUUGCUGCAAAUGUGUCUCGUGAAAAGAAUUUAACUAUUCAUUAUCCACCUAAAACAAUAGAAAUCAAGACUGAUGAACCCUUUCUUGAAGGUCGCAAAGGUAUUUUGCAUUGUAAGGCAAUAAAUGGAUAUCCAGAAAAGUACAGCUACAGGUGGGAUCCAAGUAACAAGACCUCACAAAAUUUAACACUUUCUCAACUCAAUCGAACACACAAUAAUGAGGUUUACACUUGUUAUGCUUCUAACAAGUGCAGUAAAAGAGAAUUACAUAAAAAACAUUGGAUCAAUGUAGAAUGUAAGUUGAAAGCUUAAAAUUCUAUUACAAACCUGUAAAAUAAUUUAUUUACAUUCAUUACAGAAAAGUACUACGAUCUUUUCAUCUUUGUUAAUUUUGGUUUUUACCCCAAAAUCUU
Octopus sinensis (East Asian common octopus) is the source of this 1616-nucleotide messenger RNA. RefSeq lists its product as uncharacterized. The coding region runs from base 37 to 1515 and encodes 492 amino acids. Gene Ontology annotation, molecular function: cell adhesion molecule binding. The transcript has 6 exons. The record is from RefSeq and is a predicted model, not a curated record. Gene Ontology annotation, biological process: cell-cell adhesion. NCBI's taxonomy places the organism in Eukaryota, Metazoa, Mollusca, Cephalopoda, Octopoda, Octopodidae. Gene Ontology annotation, cellular component: cell-cell junction.